AUGGCUCCUUUCACACUCGGGAUACCAACUGAUUACUCGCUUGAUAACCUCAAAAACGAGUUCACGAUUCUCCUGUAUCGUGUCGGAUCCGUCUCCUUCGAGCUUCUCGCGUUCGUCGUCGGUGCACUCUGGGCAGGCAUGCAACGAAGACUCCUCCUGCACUUGACAGCAAUGCUGUCCGGGAUUCAGUGGAACGAUGCGGCCACUAGAUACGAGGACCCAGACAACUGGUUCCCGGAGCAUGACGACCGUCCAUCACGGAACAGCCACAAGAGCAGAGAGCGCCUCAUCUACAUCAUGCUCUACCUGAGCAUGUACAUCAACUCCCUUGCCCUUGGCGUCAGCGUAUCUACCGAAACGUUCUUGGUCCGACUGGCCAUCGCCUCAGUCCCGCUCGUCCUUCCCUUUCGGUUCUACCUGGAGUGGCCUCUGGCCUCAAAGCUUGUCCUCAUGUGGUGGGCUAAAAUCACCCUUGCGGAAACAAUUUCAUGGGUGAACAUCUUGAGUACGUGUGCCGUACUGGGAACCUUCUUUGAGCUUUUGGGACAAAGGCUUGAGGAAAUGGAACCCCCAAAGCAGCCGCGUCCUUACAUUCUGGUGGAGACUUGGAGGGUAUCACUGCCAAUGCUGAAGGACGUCUUGCCCAAGGUGUGGAAUGACGUGUUCUUGGAUAGUGUUUUGAAGUAA
Trichoderma reesei QM6a is the source of this 687-nucleotide messenger RNA. RefSeq lists its product as uncharacterized. The record is from RefSeq and is a predicted model, not a curated record. The coding region runs from base 1 to 687 and encodes 228 amino acids. The transcript has 2 exons. Lineage: Eukaryota; Fungi; Ascomycota; Sordariomycetes; Hypocreales; Hypocreaceae.